GAAGAGAGGAUGGGAGGGAGGGAGGCUGCGAUUGGUGACACCACACGAAGCAGGAACAGAGAGAGAGGAGGGAGAGAGAACAGCGGUCCAACUAGAUCAGAUUGCAAAAGAUUGAUAGAGCUGCCUGGGAACAUUACACUUUGUUAAGAACUGUGAAGGGAAGACUAGAUGUUUUUAUCUAAGUAAAGGAUCGUAAGUAAGAAGACCAGCUCAAGAAACAGCCCAAAAGAUGGAGAUACAGAAACCCAAAUUUUCCUUUGGAUAGCUCUAAUUAAAAGCUGUGCACCUGCUUUACAAGCCCGAGAGUGCAGUGGCAGCUUAGCCCAAAGCUUCUGGUGUGAAUCGUGUGCAGGGCAGAGCUGCUUCUGGUCCAUGCUGACAAAGAUUCAAAGGGAGCUGCAAGGACUCAAGCAAGGAUGAAGAUGUUUAAAGAAAGUCUGUGCCUUCUGCUGAAGAUGAUGAUGGAGUGGGAUUCUUCAGUAUUUGAGCACCUGUAGUGGUGGAUCCAGAGAGAAUGACUAAGUUUGGUUAAUGGGAACACGGAGACAAAGAAGACAUCACUCAGUUCUGGAGCCUGGUGUAGGACAAGGGCCUGGAUUCAUGCUCAAAGCUCCCACCCUGCUGCCUAAAUGAGGCACUAAAAUGUGGCUAAGCCAGUGAUCAAGCUGUGAGGGGCCUUGAUCACAGCCUCCAAGACUGCCCUUCUGCUCAAACUCUGCAGCUGAAGGUGACGUCACGAGCAUGAGUGUGGGCAAAAUCAACCGCUACAGCAUUGUGUCUUCAGAGGAAGAGGGGCUCCGCCUCACUACCAUGCAUGGCAUGAACGGCUUUGGCAACGGCAAGAUACACACACGCCGCAAGUGCCGCAAUCGCUUUGUGAAGAAGAACGGCCAGUGCAAUGUGCAGUUUGCCAAUAUGGACGACAAGUCACAGCGCUACAUGGCUGACAUCUUCACCACGUGUGUUGACAUUCGCUGGCGGUGGAUGUUGGUAGUUUUUACUCUUGUGUUUGUUAUGUCUUGGCUGGCCUUUGGACUGGCCUUUUGGGUCAUUGCUUUACUGCAUGGGGAUCUGGAUAACCCAGCUGGAGAUGACAACUUCACCCCGUGUGUGCUCCAGGUCAAUGGAUUUGUGGCUGCCUUUCUAUUCUCCAUUGAAACACAGUCUACUAUUGGUUACGGCUACCGCUGUGUGACUGAGGAGUGCCCAGUGGCAGUUUUCAUGGUGGUCUUCCAGUCAAUUGUAGGCUGCAUCAUUGAUUGCUUCAUGAUUGGUGCAAUAAUGGCUAAAAUGGCAAGACCUAAGAAGCGAGCACAGACACUCCUGUUUAGCCACAAUGCUGUCAUUGCCAUGCGAGAUGGAAAGUUGUGUCUCAUGUGGAGGGUUGGGAAUCUUCGCAAGAGCCACAUCGUAGAGGCCCACGUCAGAGCACAGCUCAUCAAACCCCGGAUCACUGAUGAAGGGGAAUAUAUUCCUCUAGAUCAGAUAGAUAUUAAUGUUGGUUUUGACAAAGGAUUGGACAGAAUUUUUUUGGUUUCACCUAUCACUAUUCUCCACGAGAUAGAUGAGGAGAGUCCCCUUUUUGGGAUCAGCAAACAGGACUUGGAAACGUCAGACUUUGAGAUUGUCGUCAUUCUGGAGGGGAUGGUCGAAGCGACAGCCAUGACCACGCAGGCUCGCAGCUCCUACCUGGCAUCUGAGAUCCUUUGGGGUCACAGGUUUGAGCCAGUCCUGUUCGAGGAGAAGAACCUGUACAAGGUGGAUUACUCUCACUUUCACAAAACCUAUGAGGUGCCGUCCACCCCACGGUGCAGUGCCAAGGACAUGGUGGAGAACAAGUUCCUAGUCCCCAGCUCUAACACCUUCUGCUAUGAAAAUGAGCUGGCCUUCCUAAACCGUGAUGAUGAGGAAGAGGAGGACAUGGGUGGUGGGAGCAGGGUGCUGGCAAAUCUCAGUCCAGACAGGAACAGCCGACAUGAGUUUGAACGCUUACAGACAACCAGGGCCAUAGAUCAAAGGUCAUAUCGUAGGGAGUCAGAGAUAUGACCCCAACUUAAUGACCAAUAGGUGUCAGAAGAACAAACUUAAACAAGUGUAAAAUGCAGAGCAAUGCAAAGUGCCAUAGGAAGACACAACUAUAGUAAGAGCCUGGAAAAGAAAUGUAAUCAAAAAAAGGAACAUUACUUAGGGAAUGUGGAAAUGCAAGGAUGCACAGGUUAGAUGUUGGGUGAAAACAAGAAAAAUCUUCUUCCUUCACAAAAACUUGAAUGUUUUUUCACUUGGUCAUUUUGAGUUCAGAGUGUUUAAUACUAGUUCAUCGACAGCUACUAGGACAGAACCUUAUUAUAAGUCUUAGAUGUAAAUACAUUUCUUAGAUAAGCUGUUUUGUGUGCAGUAGCAUCUCUAAAACUGCACCCUGGAUAACUAUAAGCAGCUCUUUCAAUGUGUUAUUUACCACAAAUCAUGGAGUUAUAAGUCUCCUCCCAAGAUCAGCUGGUAGUGGUGUAAUUUGCUGGACAAACACAAACCAGAUGCAGCUUCCAAACACAAUGAGCCAUGACAUGUUUAAAUACUUGAUUUUAAAAUUUAGGUCCCAAAAGACAACAUUUUAAAAGGGAAAAGAUGCAAAAUUAAAAAAAAGCACUUUGAUUAUUAUGAAGAAUGUAUUACAAAGAAACUGUAUGAACCCUCUGUUAAAAAUCACUUAAUGCCUCUUACAAGCCAUCAAUGUCAUGACUAAGCUGCUGUAAAGCUAAAGCUACACAGAGAUUACAGGGUGACCUGAAGCACUAAUCAACAAUAAACAACCUAAAUGCAAAGGUACAAAAUACGAGUUUGUGUCCAUAAAGAAAAAACAAAACAAAAGAGCAGGGUUACCUUUGGAAGGCAUCAAGCUAACUCUAACCUAUAUGCUAGAAGUCAUGAAGUCGUUUUAUUUCACAUGGAAAUUAGAACAAACUAAUCACACAAUGUGUGCAUUUGCUGUCUUCAAAUGUUAAUCUAUGCAUAUUCCCAUUUCAGGGGACACCGUCUAAAAUUAUGUUAAACAAAGCUUUAAUCUAAUGUUUGGAGUGAGGGAAAAAAUGGAAAUCAAAUUCCGAAAAUUGCUGCUUUCUUUGUCAGAUGUGUUCAAAAUCUAGUUGAAUGAAAAAUUAUUUCCAAAUUCUUUCUUUGCAAAGUUUAAUAAUAAUAAAAUGUAAUGAUGAUAAAUAAAUAAUAAUGAGUUUAUUUAGUCUGGCCAGGCUAUUUAAAAUCAAUUUUAAAAAAGAAGGUUACAAAAAGAAAGAACCAUGUAGAGUAAACUGGAAGAUCUCAACAUUUUCACAACUGUUUUUCAAACAAUCAAAGAAAAAAAAAUGUGCAAAGCCCUAAAUCAUUUCCCAUUAGCAGUGAUUGAAUUUCCCAGUAUAGUUAUAGGGAGUCUGUCUCUUAAUAAACCAUACCGUAGUUGUAGAUGGAAAAAUAUCAUCAGUGAUUACAAUUUCAUAUGAGUAUAAAUAUUAGUACACUAGAGUACUUUUUUAACUGAUCCUUGCAGAAGCAAUAGUUAGCAUCUCACUGGGCUGCAGGAGUUUGUAACAAACUGUGAACACCUCUGAAGAGGUUCUAAGAUGUCCUAAAAUGUUUGUGAGGGUUCUUGUUUUUCAUCGGUGAGGCACACAGCCUCACUCUUGAGUCGCAUGAGUUUAGAACAUGUAUGUAAGAAAUCAUUUCUCUCAAAAUAACCACAGAGCUGUUUCAGAAGACCCAUGAAACUGAAAUGCGAUAAAUCGAAAGUUUUUAAAGUGUUGUCUUACUUACCAGAGGCAGCUACAAUGCUAAAUAAUUCACAUAAAAAUAACUCAAUAAUCAAGAUAUUUUGUGACUAAACUGAGACAAAACAAUUUGCACAACUUUCCUGAAAACUGUGUGAAUGUUCUACUUUGUUAGGAGUUUUGACAUACACACAAGUUCAGUUACUCUGAGGCAACAUUUGAAUAUUUUCUUGAAGUUCGGCGUUUCCUGACAGAAAGCCCAGUGAGAAACUACUUAAACAUUACACACUGUAGACAUUUAAAGGCAUUUUAGACAAAUCGUCAACAAACACAUGCCUGAGAGCUGAACUGAAGCAAUAAAGUCCAAAGCACAUUUUCAUUUGGUCAACUUAAAUAAGUUAUUUAUUUUUAUUAAUGAAAUUCCAAAGAGCUUUUUAAGGGGGUCAGAGGAGAAUGGUCGUGGCUUUAUUAUUAUUAUAAUUUUUUUUUUUUUUUUUUUGUAUUUUCAUGGAUACAGUUUCAUAUUUGAUACCAAAGUAACAGAGUGUUGGGUAAACUGAAGGUUUGAUGUGAUCAUUUUCCCAAAGUACUCCUCCCAAACCAGAUGAUUUGGACUUGAUAGAAUGGGUCACAUUUUUCUAUUUUAAACAGCAACAUGAAGAAGGUCACAAAAUAUUUCAACCAUUUAAAUUUACUAACAAAGCAACAUCAAGAUAAAUUUAGGUAUUAAAAACUCUCUUUCCUCGACGUUGACAACCUUCUUCUACUUCUGAUGUCUGGUCAAAAUCUAGAACCAGUAAAAUAACAAUCAUUGUGUCUAUUUCAUUAUUAUCUCCUUAAAUUCAUAUCUGGUUAUUUUAGUUAAAUUAAGGCAGUGGUGCCCGCAAGGGGUGGCUAGGGGUGGCCAUGGCCAUCCAUAAAAAUUUGAUGCCCCCCCCCCCCCAGGAAACACCAGUGUUAAUGAAAUCACACUAGUAUCUACUCAAACUAUAACAUCUUAUCUUGUUAAUUCAAGACAUAAAUGUAAAACACAAUAAAAAUUAUACAAUUAAUGAGUAUAGAAAUAAUCAGAAUAAAAAAUAU
This is a messenger RNA of Nothobranchius furzeri (turquoise killifish), 4838 nucleotides long. NCBI's taxonomy places the organism in Eukaryota, Metazoa, Chordata, Actinopteri, Cyprinodontiformes, Nothobranchiidae. The record is from RefSeq and is a predicted model, not a curated record.